Molecule: messenger RNA, 2053 nt
Organism: Cheilinus undulatus (humphead wrasse)
Lineage: Eukaryota; Metazoa; Chordata; Actinopteri; Labriformes; Labridae
Product: ribose-phosphate pyrophosphokinase 2
Exons: 7
Coding region: 196-1152 (318 amino acids)
Biological process (GO): 5-phosphoribose 1-diphosphate biosynthetic process; purine nucleotide biosynthetic process
Cellular component (GO): cytoplasm; ribose phosphate diphosphokinase complex
Molecular function (GO): ribose phosphate diphosphokinase activity; magnesium ion binding
Source: RefSeq, a predicted model, not a curated record
CAUGCACACUCUGACCUGAUAUUUCCUCUCUGCACACUGUCUGUCCCCACCGCAGCACCAGUGCAAUGCUAAAACUGCAACACUAGCACGCUAAAUUUCCCUUUUUCACAACCCUUCAGUGGGGAGACCUGCCGUAUUUCCUCUCUUUUUCUUUUUUCUUUCUUUUCCUGAGCCAGCUGUAGCGCGUUUUCGGACAUGCCUAACAUCGUGCUUUUUAGCGGGAGCUCCCACCACGACCUGUCCCAGAAAGUGGCAGAUCGGCUGGGACUGGAGCUGGGGAAAGUCAUAACGAAGAAAUUCAGCAACCAGGAGACAUGUGUGGAAAUUGGGGAGAGUGUACGUGGCGAGGAUGUCUACAUCGUGCAGAGCGGCUGCGGCGAAAUCAAUGACAACCUCAUGGAGCUGUUGAUCAUGAUAAACGCAUGCAAGAUUGCCUCAUCGUCCAGGGUUACCGCAGUCAUUCCCUGCUUUCCCUAUGCACGCCAGGACAAAAAGGACAAGAGUCGAGCCCCAAUAUCGGCCAAGCUGGUGGCAAAUAUGCUGUCUGUGGCCGGAGCGGACCACAUUAUCACCAUGGACCUCCACGCAUCACAGAUCCAGGGCUUUUUUGACAUUGCUGUAGACAACCUUUACGCCGAGCCUGCCGUACUACAGUGGAUACGAGAAAAUAUUCCUGAGUGGAAGAAUUGUAUUAUCGUUUCUCCAGAUGCAGGAGGAGCAAAACGAGUGACGUCCAUCGCAGACCGUCUCAAUGUGGACUUUGCCCUCAUCCAUAAGGAAAGGAAGAAGGCCAACGAGGUGGACAGAAUGGUGCUAGUCGGGGACGUUAAAGACCGUGUGGCCAUUCUGGUGGACGACAUGGCCGACACCUGCGGCACCAUCUGCCACGCUGCAGACAAGCUGAUUGAUGCUGGAGCAGUUAAAGUCUACGCCAUCCUCACACAUGGUAUUUUCUCCGGUCCGGCCAUCUCUCGCAUCAACAGCGCCCCAUUCGAGGCUGUGGUGGUGACCAACACCAUCCCACAGGAGGAGAAGAUGAAGGCGUGCCCCAAAAUACAGGUCAUUGACAUCUCAAUGAUCCUGGCCGAGGCGAUCAGGAGAACCCACAACGGCGAGUCCGUGUCCUACCUCUUCAGCCACGUUCCUUUGUAAAGACCUGGAGCCUUUUCUUGUUCUCUUCUCCUCUUCGAGCCUCUCUGCGGUACUUCUCCUGCCACGUAUUCUCCAGAAAGGCUCAGAAACAAAACAAACAGCAAAAUAUUGGCCUGAUGGUUUUCAGCCAACCACAUGUGACUGUUUAAAGGUUGCGCCCUCACGAUCGCCGUCUCUGAGGAGACGAAAUCUCACUUCAUCUGGAGACCCGUUUGUAUUUAUGAGUUCCUUUUUCUUCUUCUCUUGUUUCACUUCAUACAGCCGAGUUCUGGCCUUCACUUUAACCAAAGGGUCUAUGAUGUAACAUUUAAUUUUUGUACCUCACUUAAAUGAAUCAUUCCUCCAAGUUAUGUAAUUAGAAUAUUUUGGCUUUUUCUGCUUACGAAAAAAAUAAAUAUGUGAUAAUGUAGCACCUUUCCUCCCAAGGUGUUUGCCUUAAUAGCUGCUAAAAUAAUGAAAACAAAAGCUUAACUUGCUAACGCUCUGAUUGUAAUGUUUUGGCUGCCUACAGUAAAAUUUUAAUCUCUGUAGGGUAAUUUCUCCCCAAACAUGCUGCUCUUUCCUGCCCUUCUAUAUAAUUCAAUGAGCUAUCGACAGGUCUGUUUAGAAAUAAGUGUCUCAUACGAGGUUUUUUGGGUGCUUUACCCGUGUUUCAAAAAGGUCAUUAAAAAGGAGAGCCCAAGCUUGAUAGUAGUGUUAUUUCAAGAUUUCAACAGAGUUGUAAAAAAGAAACCUCAUCACAGCUGGAAUGGGUCACUUUAGUUCAGACGAGGCUUCACUGUUUGCCUGUUGGUGGAUUUGAAAAUAAAAAAAGAUGGAUGGAAAAAGGCGUGAUUUAAUUUUUUUAUAUGUAACAAAGCUGUUUUGUUGACAAUAAAGCAUUGACAAUGGCUUAAAAAAA